AUUUUUACAGAACCCAGAGAUAGGCGAGGAAGUUAAAUUUAGAACAUUUUUAUUUUUUGUCAAUGCACCUUCGGAUAAUAAUUUUAUGUACGGAUAAUGAAAAUGAUAGAAAGUUAAGAUAAAAAAAACUCAAAUACUGAGCUGCGUACAAAAAUGGAAGUAUCUGGUCGUAGGACACAUGGUGCGUCAGGAGGGCAACCAUCUACCAAAGAUGGGGAACUAUUCUGUCAGCCUUGUAGCAGUGAUGGUGAUUAUGUGGUUGCCAUGGGAUACUGUAAGAACUGUAAUGAAUACUUCUGUUCUGCAUGCCUAAGAGUUCACCGAAAACAAUCCAUGAGCCGAAAUCAUGUUAUCUUAGAAGGCAAAAGUAUGCCGAAAUCUCUGGUACCGGAAGUAGACGUAGAACCUUGCUCCGAGUUAUGUGCAACGCAUACCAAUGAAAUAGUUAAAUUCUACUGUUCCUCUCAUGAUAAAAUAGGAUGCGGUGAUUGUAUGGUCUUAGAACAUAAAGCUUGUAAAGUAGAACGAAUCCAAGACAUCUCAUGUAGCUAUUUUAACGGCCCAGAACACACAAUGCAAGUUAAAACAGUGGGACAAUUCCUUCAAAGUCUGGAAGAUUUAGGGACUUGCAUACAAUUCGCAGGGGAAGAUAUGAACGCAACAUAUUCCAGGGCUAUAGCUGACAUAAAAACAUUUAGGAAAGAAGUGAAUAUUUAUCUAGAUAAAGCUGAAGCCGAGAUUAUGGCUGAAGUGAACAACUGGAAAAAGAAAACUGGAAAGACAUUUUCAGAACUGAACAAUGAUAAAUUAUCAAUACAAAAUGAAAUCAAAGAAUUAGAAGAAAAACUAAAGCUCCAAUCCAAAAAGGCAAACGAACUUUUUAUGGCAGCCAAACAAAUGAAAGAGAGGAUGAUCACAAUCGAUACCAGCAUUAAGCAAAUGUUCCAAAAAGGCCAGACACAAUCAUUUAUGUUUGAACCGUCUUCUGAAAUAAAACAAAUUAUUUCUUCUAAGGUUCCGCUUGGGAAGCUGGCAGAAGAAGUCAUAAAGAGAAACACCCAAAAUAAACUUACGUUAGAUGAUAUGGAGCCGCAGUUUGAUGGAGAAAUCAAUAUCAAGACACCGGAAGAUAAAUCAGACUGCGCCAUUAUAGCAUCUGCUCUUAUUUCACCAAGUCAAAUAAUACUUGCAGACAGUAAAAACAAUUGUUUGAAAAUGGUUGAUAUUGAACAGAGGAAACUAUCCACAAGGCAUGAAUUGUGUAGUACACCGUUUAACGUGGCAGUUGUCUCCAGGAACCUUAUUGCAGUAACACUUCCAAAAAAGAAGAAAAUACUGUUUCUGUCUAUCACACAGAAAAACACACUCACUGAAAGUCAUGAUAUAAAUGUGAAUGGCGAAAUUCGAAAAAUCGCUUGUAAAAAUGAUACACUAAUCAUUGGGUAUACUAACAAAAUUGAAAUUCUGAAAAUGAAUGGUGAUGUUGUGAAAACAAUAUCUUCAACAGACUUAUCGUGCAUAGAUGGUAUAGCAUUUUCUCAUGAUUCUAUGGCAUUUUAUGUCACUAAUCUCUACAGUUCAACAAAACUAUAUAAAUUUGACUUUGAUGGCAACAUACUAGCAUCAUACAAUGACGACACAAUGCAAUCUGUUAGAGGUCUCACAGUGACACCAGAUGGUACAGUGCUUGUAUGCAACUGGACUGAAAAUGGAAGCAUUGACAUGAUUUCACCAGCAUGCAAGAAAAUCAAGGAAAUUCUACAGCAGAAUGAACAUGUUCAAUACCCAUAUUCUGUUUCAUUUUGCUGUCAAACAAACAAACUCUUUUUGAGUAACUCUGCAAGAAGCAUUGACCCUAAACUGAAAAAUGUGUUGAAAAUUUUUCAGAUGAUGUGAAUGUGCAACUGAUAAAAAAGGGUCCUCAUUAUAUUUGAUGACAACCUCUCUGCUGUAUUCCACAAUUAAGAUAACAGUCAAAUCUGUGCUAAAAUCACGUUUGAACUGAGACCACCUGUCUCUAAAGACAAUAUGUUUCAUUUCCUAUUUAAACACAUG
Mercenaria mercenaria is the source of this 2055-nucleotide messenger RNA. RefSeq lists its product as uncharacterized. NCBI's taxonomy places the organism in Eukaryota, Metazoa, Mollusca, Bivalvia, Venerida, Veneridae. Gene Ontology annotation, molecular function: zinc ion binding. Bases 154 to 1896 code for a protein of 580 amino acids. The record is from RefSeq and is a predicted model, not a curated record. The transcript is spliced from 2 exons.